AUGGCAACGGGAAGGCCGCAGGGGGGUAGGGUUUUAGCGGGGGAGGAGGAUGAGCGGAGCAGAGGGGGGGAUAUGGUUGCGCGGGUGGUGAGGGGAGUGAAAGCGGCGGUGGUGAGAUGGAUGUUACCAGAGGGUUAUCCCGAUAGUGUGACUCCUGACUAUAUGGAGUACACAGUGUGGCGCAUGCGGCAAACAGUGGCGAGCGAAAUGAACCACGUGCUUACAACGCAGGCAAUGCUGUACGCGGUGGGGCUGGGCAAGGGCGCCAUCCCAGCAGCAGCCGCGGUCAACUGGGUCCUAAAGGACGGGCUGGGCUACGCAGCAAAAGUCACGCUCUCCCAGUUUGGCCGCCAUUUCGACGUCUCCCCCAAGCGCUCGCGCCUCCUCUCCGACCUCGUCGAGAACCUCUCCGCCUCCCUCGAGCUCCUCACCGCCACCUUCCCGCAGUACUUCGUUCAACUGGCUGCUGCAGCCGGGGCAGGGUUCUCUGCUUCCAGUCUCGUGCAGAGUGCCACGAGAAACCGGUUUUACGCCGGGCUGGCAGGCAGAAGAAAUUUCGCCGAGGUGCUAGCACGCGCAGAGGCACAGGGCAUGGUGAGCAAGACAUUGGGGAUGGCACUAGGCAUCGCCAUCGCUCCACACGUGGGCAACCGGGGCCCUCUACUCUGGGCGACUCAUGGCCUGCUGUCCGCCGCGCACCUGUUCUGCAACUACCGCUCGUACAAGGCUGUACAACUCAGGACACUCAACCCCUUCAGAGCAGAUAUUGUCCUGGCAGAGUAUGUGACCAAUGGCAGGGUGCCAGGUGUCAUUGACGUCAACUCACAGGAGCCCAUUCUGCCGCCCCUCAAAUCGAUAUUUUCGCCCAAGCGAGAAUUGGAUCGAGUUUGGGGUGCCCUUGGCAGCAGUGGCGCACACAGAGAGACGUCUCAACCCGCACCUUCUCUCCAUUUCCUCUCCGUUCCCUUCUACUCCAAUGACAAUCCACCACCAGCGCCUGGGACAGGGAGCGAGAACUGGAUCGAGUUUGGAGUGCCUUUGGCCGCAGUGGCGCACACAGAGCGGGAGGCAGAGACCAUGGCUGAUAUAUUCCGAGGAGAGAAGUAUUUGCUUGGGCGGGACGAGCGAACUGGACAGAUGCAGGUUGUGUUGAAGGAAGGAGCUCUCCCAAGGGACUUCCUCCGAGCAGCCCUCCAAGCCGCCUACCUGCGCACGCUCGCCCCACACUCCCUCUGCCCCACAACCCACUCUCUCGCCCCUCAAGCGCGCACCCACGUCCAAGCCCGCGCAGCUGAGUUCGCCUCGUUUGGGAAACUAGAGGUGCUGCAUGCUUCAUAUAACCGCAUGGCGGGGGGGUUUGACGGGUUGUGUGAGGAGCUGAGAGCGAGUGGGUGGCGCUGCGAUGAUGGCUUGCUGGCGCGGCCGGGGGAUUGGCGACUGCUGCUGGAAUCAGCUGAUAAGAGCAAGUGA
Messenger RNA from Closterium sp. Naga37s-1, 1470 nucleotides. The record is from the annotation of a GenBank genome assembly. Lineage: Eukaryota; Viridiplantae; Streptophyta; Zygnematophyceae; Desmidiales; Closteriaceae.